Entelurus aequoreus (snake pipefish) is the source of this 6281-nucleotide messenger RNA. RefSeq lists its product as uncharacterized. The transcript has 7 exons. The record is from RefSeq and is a predicted model, not a curated record. Gene Ontology annotation, cellular component: synapse. Lineage: Eukaryota; Metazoa; Chordata; Actinopteri; Syngnathiformes; Syngnathidae. The coding region runs from base 4028 to 5908 and encodes 626 amino acids.
CAGAAUUUUAACAUGUAACAUGCCUUUUAAAAAGAAAAACUAUCCAUCCAUCCAUCCAUUUUCUACCGCUUAUUCCCUUCGGGGUCGCGGGGGCCGCUGGAGCCUAUAUCAGCUACAAAUCGGGCGGAAGGCAGGGUACACCCUGGACAAGUCGCCACCUCAUCGCAGGGCCAAGCCAACACAGAUAGACAGACAACAUUCACACUCACAUUCCCACACUAGGGCCAAUUUAGUGUUGCCAAUCAACCUAUCCCCAGGUGCAUGUCUUUGGAGGUGGAAAACUAACUUCUAGAUAUUAAAUAUUGCAUAAAAACAGUAAAAUAUAAUGUAGUACAAUCAACUAUAGUAGUUAUAUGAAGUAAUGUAAUAAUGUACAGUAUUUACCUUGGAGAGUGGACUUCUAUACUAUCUUUUUCCAGCUGCUUCUCCGUCCAACACAAUCCGCAGCCUUUCGUGGAUAAAUGUUCGCGGUUUGGAUAUUAUUGUAACAUCCUUGGCUGGUGUUGACCCGUUCUGCUUCAGUAUGGUGCAGACUAGCAGUGAUACGCUCCAACUGCUUCCCCAAGUUAGCUAGCGAAACGCUCUGUCUUGUUUUGAAUUAUUGUUUUCUUCAACAGGUUGUUCACCUGACGUAUCGCUCGGCUCAUUAACUAUGCGAGGCUCGAAGUGGUGGACCAGCGAGUUGUUUGCUGUCAGAGCGUUCUGGGCGGCAUUUUGCCUUUCUCAAAGAAAAAUGCCCUAUGCUUGCAUUGUUUUCGGCUGUUGGAACCGUUCAAAUUGCGAAAAGGAUACAUGUUUCUCUGGAGUUCCUCGAGAAGUAAUCAAGAAGGGCAAAACGUGUCUAGAUUUAGAUAGGCGGCGUGGCGAAGUUGUUAGAGUGGCUGUGCCAGCAAUCGGAGGGUUGCUGGUUACUGGGGUUCAAUUCCCACCUUCUACCAUCCUUGUCAUGUCCGUUGUGUCCUUGGGCAAGAUACUUCACCCUUGCUCCUGAUGGCUGUUGGUUAGCGCCUUGCAUGGCAGCUCCCGCCAUCAGUGUGUGAAUGUGUGUGUGAAUGGGUGAAUGUGGAAAUACUGUCAAAACGCUUUGAGUACCUUGAAGGUAGAAAAGCGCUAUACAAGUAUAACCCAUUUAUCAUUAUUAUCAUUUAGAUUUUACAAAAUAAGACAAAGAAAGGUGGCAAGCACUCCCGUCAAUCAAUCAUCAGAAUAUUUCAAAUGUACACAUCCUACCAAUAUAUACGCUUAUUGGUGGAAAUUAUUCUGUCACUCGUUUGGUUUGUAAUUUAUUGUAAACAUUCCAUAAGGGGGUGCAAAGUUGGCAUAUUUGACAAUGAUUUCACCAUUUAGAAUUUUCCAUCAAAAAAACAAGUUUGUGGUACAAAUAAAAAACAAUGCACAUUUACUAUAAAAAGAAAAAAAAUUAUUCAAAAUAUUUUAAGUUAGAAACAAUAUACAAAAAUGAAAAUAAUAAUGUAUAUAUGUGUGUAAAAAGAAAAAAGUAUAGUAAAAAGUGGGGCGAGCCCCCCUGGGAGCCCAGGGGUUACGGUGUGACCUCGAAGAACAUGCUUUAUCAGUAUCAUGCUUCAAACCCCGCUUUGAAAAGCUGUGCACUACAACAUGUGCUCAUUGUAGCCUGUUAACUUGCUCAUUUUGAUUAAAAAAACAAAAAAAAUGCACAAAUGUUACAAAGAAAAAGCAGCUCUUACGCAUUACGUUCUAACAAUUUGUAUGUUUUAACUGUUCCUCAUGUACGGACUGAAUUUGGCAAAAGAGCUUUUGGCAUUGCUGCCCCUAUGGCAUGGAAUGAAUUGCAGACGAAACUGAAACUUACAGAACUACUUCCAUUUGGAGCCUUCCGUUCUGUCCUGAGGGACAAACAGCGAGAGACGUUUGCACAGUGCCUGUGUUUUUAAAGAUGUAAAUCUCUGUUGUUUUACACUUCUCUUAUGUAUUUUAAAAUGUAUGUCUUAAUGUAUUUAUUUUGAAACUGCUCUGUGACAUGUGCUGUUGACCUCUUGGCCAGGUCACCCUUGUGAAAGAGAUCUUGAUCUCAAUGGGUUUUCUUAUCUGGUUAAAUAAAGGUUCUAAAUUGUUUAAUUCAUUUUUGUUUGGAAGGUUAAAGUGCUUUCUUUAUGUAUUGUGCCCCGGAGUUAGUGUUGCUGAUCAAUUUGAAUUUAUCAUUUAUUUAAUUUAACUUUUUAGUAUCAAAUCGCUCAAGUCGGUCAAAAAAUGUUUAUCGUUUAAUUAUGGAUAAAAAAUGUUUUUGAAUUUCAGACAAAUUGAUGCACUUCAAAUAUUUUCUGUUACAGACUAAAAAACAAUAUUAAUAAAGAUAUUGUUUGUUGUAAGUUGAUUGAAUUAUUUAUUGUUUUCUUUAAUGUUAAGGAUACAAUGUUAUGCAGAGGUGAACUUAUAACAAUUGUAUAUACAAAUGAUACUAUUAAUAGUCGUGGCGAAAGUUUUCUUCUUUUCUAGGGGGGGGGGCGUAACAGAAAACUAAUUAGAAGCACUUGAUUAGGCUAACAGACAUUCACAGUCCUAUUUAAUGGGCUAAAAAAGGCCACACAUCAAUCAGGGUUUAAACAUCUCAAGUUUUUCAAAUAGUUAGUGUUUCUAAGAUAUUAUGUUGACUGUGUUAUAAUUUUUCUGUUGCAUACGCAUCAUGCAAUAAUAAAGGUAUCCACAUUUUUCUCAAUAUGGUGGUGUUGCCUGUUUGGCUUGUUUUCAUAGCGCUGGUUGCUUGUUUCUCUUCUGAGAUCUGGCAACACUGAUUGUAAAAAAAAAAAAAAAAAAAAAAAAUAUGACAAGUGUAACAUGCAUGAGUUUCACACCAACAGCAUACAUAGGUACAUAUGGCUGCUGGAUUCUGACCAUUUACCAUACAGUGGAACCUUGAUUUACAAACUUACUAAGUUCUUGAACAGGGUUCAUAAAUAGAAAAGUUUGUAUGUUAAAAUUUCCCCAUAACAAACAUUGUAAAUAUGAAUAAUAAAGUAAUUAUUCUAGUGAAUGUUUGUAUACUUUGAACACAAUAUAAAGUGCUAUCCAGUACUGUAUAUCAAACAAACAUAACAAGGUGGUGAUGGAUCAACUUUCUAUUUAAUAACAAAGUCAAAACAACUAGCUGAACUGUCCUCAUUUUCAGCCACCUUGCUUACACGCACACACACUGCCACUAGCACUGUGGUGCACUCAGAGUUUUAAUUCACUAAAUUCCUUAACUUUAACAGCCAGGUCGCUUCAAUGGUUAGGAAUAAAAAAAUCGAAUCUACUUUGUCGGUUAUUCUUCUUGGUGGUUAGUCGAAGAAAGUUGGAGGGGAGGAGGCAGUUUUUACAAUGCUGUGAAUACAUCCUGAAUGUUUACAAUCAAUCACACAUCACUUGUCCAUUGCUUUCUUUGGACUGAUUUUGAUCUAGCAAAACUAGAAAAAUGCUGUAAAAAGGCAAAAAAAAAAAAAAAAGCACACUAAGUAGCAAUUAGCACAGUAGCUAACGACAGAACUGCUCUGAUGGAGAUCGAUAAGCCCGCUCACAAUGGAUGUGCUGCAGGCACACAAUGGGUGGUUGAAAUGUUCCUACACGGAGACAAGGUUGAUAUAACAAAGCGCAAUUGUAGGUGGUCUACGGUUUGUAAAUUGAAACAUUCGUGUAAUUAGGGGUGCGUAAAUUGAAGUUCUACUGUACUUCAAAUGCAGCAAUCAGUAUGUGUCCAUGCACUAAAUUAGUCUGAUUUCUCAAAUAUUGUUGCUUUAAAUAAGCAUUGUAUAACCCAUAAUAUACCCAUCCUAAAUCUGAUUGUGUUCGGCUUUAGAAAAGUCAGACUAAUGCCUGGAUUAUGCACCCAGAUCUCUCAAGUCUGUCAAAGCGUGGAUUUUGGGUUGUUUUGUUUUCCCAGAAUGCAAAGGGAAGUUGGAGCGGGCAAGGCGUGAAGGUAGAGCAAUCAGUAACUCUGCAGGCCAGACUUAGGGGGUCUCCUUUGGGACUCUAACACGCAUGUCAGCUCCUCGUGGCCGAUCCCUAUGAACACAUGACAGGGAAGGAACACAGACAAACCAUGAAAAAGAUAUACAUUGGCAAAACAGCCUUAAAAGCCCCGCGCAAUGGCGGCAAACAUCUGAAAAAGAGCUCGUUGCUGGAGCAGAAAGAAGACUUGAGGAAGCGGCUUUCCUACACCACACACAAGCUGGAGUUGCUGCAGAGCGAGUUUGACUCCACGCGUCAGUACCUAGAGACGGAGCUGCGGCGCGCGCAGGAAGAACUGGACAAGUUUACUGAUAAACUGCGCAGGAUCCAAAGCAGCUAUUCAGCACUGCAGAGGAUCAACCAGGACCUGGAGGAGAAGAUUCACAGAGAUUCGCUGCACCAUGACGACGAGAAGCGAGCUCUGAGCCGAGAGAUCAUUGUUCUGAACAACCACCUGAUGGAGGCCAAGCUCACCAUUGAGAAGCUUCAAGAGGACAAUGAUAUCUACAGGAAGGAUUGUAACCUGGCCGCUCAGCUUCUGCAGUGCAACAAGUCUCUUUAUGGAGCCCAGCUCUCUGAGCUGCCUGCCGACUUCCAGGAGCGACUGACCCUGCACAUGGAAGAGUCCCCUCUCUGCCGCACCUAUUCGGACUCUGUCCCCGCCUCCCUCUUGGGGAAGGCAAUGCACGACAAGCCCGACGAGGCGUGCAGCAGCAGCCAGGCCUCGCGCUCCCCCAGCCCUCAAACCCUGGACCACGCUUUUAUUUUGGAGAGCCUGGGCCAAGGGGCGCGCCUCGGCCUCAGAGUCUCCGACCUUUACAGUAGCGACACCGCCCUCUACUGCCCCGACGAGCGGAACCGGGAGCGCAGGCCCAGCGUGGACCUCCACGGUCAGAGGAAGCUGCUCUACGGACCGCAGAAUUCCACCGACAGCAACCCGGAGGAGGGGAUGACCCGGGAGCUCUUUGCCAAGUUCUCCGCCGUGGCGGCGGGAUCCAGCUCCUACUCCAGCUUCAGCGGCGGAGGCUCGGAAGACAAAGCUAACGGCCCACCGAGCAGCGCCGCGUCCUCCCCGCGCCAUCACACCCUCUACAUGGACUGGAGGGACGCGGGGGACUUUGAGAGGAAGAGCGACUCGUCCUGGGAGAGUCCCAGGGGGUUCGCCAACAGUCAUCCCUUCCAGCAGGGGGAGUUGAGCCACCAGCAGAGCAGCAGCUCGCCCGUGUACAGCCGCACCAUGUCGUCGUGUUUCAGCGAGCCCUACGAGCCUCUGCCGCCGUCCUCCUCCCCGAGCGUGGCCUACGGAGACAGCCGUCGAGGCAGCACCCUGGCCCCCGAGGAGGAGGAGCUCAUCGGCCGGUGGCGGCAGCUCAGCGCCGAGGACCUGAGUUCUCACUCCUACCGCAGUCCGGGGCGAGCGUCGCCGUACAGCUUCUCCGAACAGCACUUCUCUGUGAGGCCGGCCAAGAUCCGCCUGGGGCCGCUCUACAGCAGCUUCCAGGAAGGGGCCGACCACUACCACCAGCCCCACCAGCACCGCCACCACGGGGAGGGCACCACCGCGCAGGAGCAAGUGUGGGCGGCCGGGCCGGGGCUCCGCCAGGCUCACAGCCAAGCCCACUUGUACGGGGCAGAGGACAGCCAAGGCUCGGAGCACAGCCUCUACCAGUCGGGGAGCUCCAAAGACAGAGAGGGCAACGUCGCCUCCGGUGGCCAAAGCGUGGACUACGGCGACCCCAGCCCCAACAGCUCCACCGAGUCCCUGGACCGCAGGUCCCUGGACAUGGCCGCCGAUCUCCAGCACUACCAGGAGGCGAGCCCGUCGUCGUCGCCGCCGGCUGCCCCGCCGCCUCUGCCGCCUUACCACCAAAAAUUUGGCACCCUGGGACUGUCUCGGAAAGACAGCCUGACCAAGGCCCAACUUUACGGAACACUCCUCAACUGACAGAGCGCGCCUACACGGGGAAUAGAAGCCAAGUGGAGUUCUACAUUUGUAAGAAUGUGUGUGUAUUUCCUAGUCAUACUUUUGGUACGGUCGCCAUUGGAAGGAGACGUCUUAGUGAACCUAACUAGCGCUACAAAGUCAACAACUUGACGCCUGGACAAACUUCUUCAUGCAGUUUGAUGUUUUAUAUCGUUAUUAAUGGAAUGUUUUGACACGUGAUCAUCACUUUAUAGAAAAUGGACACUUUUUCCUGCACCUUUCCCGUCCCCUUUCUACCUCACAAUUGUUUCUUUACCAACGAUGCAUGUGGAUAUUAUAUUUUAUGUUGUUUUACUCGCUCAAUAAAGCACAAACUAUACUAACUCUUUUUUUC